Molecule: messenger RNA, 746 nt
Organism: Diospyros lotus (date-plum)
Lineage: Eukaryota; Viridiplantae; Streptophyta; Magnoliopsida; Ericales; Ebenaceae
Product: wound-induced protein 1
Exons: 1
Coding region: 76-534 (152 amino acids)
Source: RefSeq, a predicted model, not a curated record
CAGCCAGACCAUGAAACCAGCCAGCAGUUAGCAAGGCAUAUCCAUUCAUAAAAAUUCACUUCAUCCACCUCCACCAUGGCCGCCGGAAACCUUGAGCUCCCUUCUUCGGAGCCUGAGAGCCAGAACAUGGCUGCCGUGAAUGUGCUUUACAAGGCAUUGGCAACCGGCGACACCGACAAGGUGGCCGGGCUUCUGGCCGCCGACCUGGAAUGGUGGUUCCACGGCCCUCAGAACUGCCAGCACAUGAUGAGGGUGCUCACCGGAGAAUCGUCGGGAUCGGAGUUCAGGUUCGAGCCUCGGAGCAUGACGGGCAUCGACGGGGAUCGGGUGAUCGUGGAGGGCUGGGAAGGGGCCAAGGCUUAUUGGGUGCACGUUUGGACCCUCAAAGACGGCAAAAUCACCCAAUUCAGAGAGUACUUCAACACCUGGCUGGUCGUCACUGAAUUAAUCGGCCACCACAGCCCGACCCUGUGGCAGAGCCAGCCUCGGGAUCUCGCCAACCGCUCGCUGCCGGGGCUUGUGCUCGCCAUCUGACAGUGUCGGUGGCUGGGCGCCAUGGUCGGCGGCGGCGAGCUUAAUUGAGCCAUUGCUUGAAAUUAAUCAAGGGAGCUCGAUCUAGCUCAUUGUAAAGCAUUUAAAUAGAUAAUAAAUUAAGUUUUAAUGAUUGGGCUUUGAAUUAACAGAACUCUUAUGGUAACUUAAUCGAGUUUUAAGUUCAGGAAUUAAUAAAGGAAUAAUUAAUAGGA